AGGGCGAAGCGAGCAGAUAAGAGAACUGGCUUAUUGGAUGUCUGCUGCCUGUAGCUCCUAUUUUAUCCUGAAAGAAGACGUCUCGCUCGUUUGUUUUACACCGAAAAAACAACGACAUCGCAUCCGAGGAGCCACCGACCGGGCGGUAGCAUGAUAGUCGUGGAAGGGACUCGGAAGGAAGAGGGCCCGUAUCUGCAUUUCACUUCGCCUACACCGAAUUCAUUGAGUCGGUAACCAGCGUCCGACAUGGGGAAGGAGGUAAAUGGAGUGUCGCGGAGCCGGUUUGAGCCGCAAGCGGAGCUGAAUAUGUUGGUGAACACGAGCACCCAAACGGAUCCGGUGGGUGACAUUGGGCUGUGGAGCCUAAGCACUCGGUGUUGUUUAAUCCCCAUCCAGUGUGGGAUUUGUGUGUGUGUAGUUUUAUUUAUUUUUAACGGUGCAACAGCUGACGACUCGGAAGAUUCAAGCCGUUACCUUCUGGCCCGACAGCUGCGGGCGAGCUGCUGUGUCAAGGUCUGGUCUCUGGUUUAGAUUGAUCUUUCUAAAUCUAUGGAGGAAAAUGGAUUUUGCCAGAUUCAGCCUCAUUUGAGUGGAUUCACCCGAAUGUCAUCGUCUUACCAUCUUACAAUUUACAAUGGAGUCCUCUGUCUGUGUGUUUGUGCAUGCACAUGUAUCGUCUCUUUGUUUACUUCUUUUGUAGAUUAUAGCUUAGUAUUUGUAAUUAUUCACAUUGAAAUCAAUUAGCCGUUUGCAGAAUCUGAAGCGAUUUUUCUCAGUCACAAUAAUAUUUUGUAACUCAUUUCAGCGUACAUUCUCGGUGCAUGCUGAUGUGGACAAUUCAACAGUGUAAACAACAGGAGGUAUGGGGACCAUAUGCCGGCAAUAAAAAGAUAACAUGAAGCUGCUCUGACAGUACAAAAUCCUCUCCUGCUGAAUUUGCAUAGAAGACGCAAAUUCCAGUUUCUUGUGCUGCGUUAUCUUCUGUUGCCCCAUGUUUUCCAAGAAUUGACAUUGAAUCCAUCUCAGCAGAUGAGAUUAAGAUCAUUCAUCCUUGUUUAUAUGCUGGGGCCGUCCUUGCGUGAGAUGAGUGGGUGGAUGGGGCCCAAGCUCUGUUUAACCCUUGUGUUGCCUUCGGGUCAUUUUGACCCGAUUUAAUGUCGGUGUUCUUUCGGGAGUCAACAAACAAACAUAAAGUACCUCACACUUAAACUUGGAAAACAAUAUUAAUUCUAAUAAUUUUCUGGAGAUUUUAAUAGCUGGGGUCAUAUUGACCUCAAGGGUAAAAUAUGUUAGUAAAUAUAAAGGUAACAGGAGGAUUAAACAUUGAAUCGGGUCAAAUUGACCCGAAGGCAACACAAGGGUUAAGACAGACUGUCAGGACUGAUAUUAUCUUCUUCCUCCCUUUUCAGAUGUUCACAAAUAGUGAUGAGGCGGCCAUCAAUAAGAAGCUGCCUAAGGAGCUGUUGCUACGAAUCUUCUCCUUUCUGGAUGUGGUGACACUCUGCCGCUGUGCCCAGGUCUCACGGUCCUGGAAUGUUCUGGCCUUGGAUGGCAGCAACUGGCAACGAAUCGACCUCUUCGACUUCCAGAGGGACAUUGAGGGCCGAGUGGUGGAGAACAUCUCAAAGCGGUGUGGGGGGUUCCUUAGGAAGCUGAGUUUGCGGGGUUGCUUGGGUGUGGGUGACAGCGCCCUGAGGACUUUCUCUCAGAACUGCAGGAACAUCGAGCUGCUUAGUUUGAACGGCUGCACCAAGAUCACUGACAGCACGUGUAAUAGCCUCAGUAAGUUCUGUCCAAAGCUGAAGCACCUGGACCUCGCCUCCUGUACCUCAAUCACCAACCUGUCACUCAAAGCUCUCAGUGAGGGUUGUCCUCUGCUGGAGCAGCUCAACAUCUCCUGGUGUGACCAGGUCACCAAGGAUGGCAUCCAGGCCCUGGUGCGUUGCUGUCCGGGACUCAAAGGCCUUUUCCUCAAGGGAUGCACACAGCUCGAGGACGAGGCUCUGAAACACAUCGGGGCUCACUGUCCAGAGCUGGUCACGCUCAACUUGCAGACAUGCUCACAGAUCACAGAUGAGGGCCUCAUCACAAUCUGCCGGGGUUGUCACCGCCUGCAGUCUCUUUGUGUGUCGGGCUGCGGCAACAUCACCGACGCCAUCCUGCACGCCCUGGGCCAGAACUGCCCUCGCCUCAGAAUACUAGAAGUGGCUCGCUGCUCUCAGCUUACAGACGUGGGCUUCACUACAUUAGCACGGAACUGUCAUGAGCUUGAAAAGAUGGAUUUAGAAGAAUGUGUGCAGAUCACAGAUGGAACACUCAUCCAGCUGUCGAUCUACUGCCCUCAUCUGCAAGUCCUGAGUCUGUCUCACUGUGAGCUGAUCACUGAUGACGGCAUCAGACACCUCGGCAGCGGUCCCUGUGCUCACGACCGCCUGGAGGUGAUCGAGCUGGACAACUGCCCCCUGAUCACAGACGCCUCACUUGAGCACCUGAAGAGCUGCCAUAGUCUGGAUCGCAUUGAGCUCUAUGACUGCCAGCAGAUUACCCGCGCCGGCAUCAAGAGACUACGGACCCAUCUGCCUAACAUCAAAGUGCACGCAUACUUCGCUCCCGUCACUCCACCGCCCUCCGUCGGGGGCAGUCGUCAGAGAUUCUGCCGCUGCUGUGUCCUCCUAUGAUGUAAAGGCAAACCCCCCCUUUCCACUCCCCGUGUCCCUCGUACAUGCUCCCCGCAGCCCGUCACUUGACCCCGGACCCGCUGUCCCCCUCCUGGCGCCCCGUCAUAGACUACAUGCUGGUGUGUGUCCCCUGGAGCUGCAGAGAGAGGGAGAGAGACAAAACACGCUAUUUGGGUAACGUUCCCAAAAAACAUUCCUGAAUCUCUCCAACACACACGCAUACCAGGCUUUCUGCUUUGCAGAUACACUUGCAUACACAGAUUAACUCUUAAAAGAAUGUCUGAACAUUUCCGGUUCAGUGACCAAACCAGUAUUACAAAGAGGGUUAUGUAAAAAAUCCGAUGUAUUCACGUCUGUCAAAGGAUUUCACUCUUCAUCGAAUGAGGGACAAAAUAAUGUUCUCAUCAGAAAACCAUUGUUUUGUAUUUGAGGGGAGAGAGACACACGCUUAUGUAGCACCGUGAGGCUGGUCAUAGUUCUAGUUCCUUCACUAAAUAUAGAAAGAUCCCUCUUAAUCUCACACAGACUUCCAUCGUGGUCGCAGGUCACUCACCAGCUACCUCCGAGACGGGAAAGGCACCUGAGUAAGACCUCACGUAGCUUUUUCCUGCAGGCUGUUUAAAAAUGUAAAGAAAUACAAUGCAGCCAGUAAACUGCCGCCGCCUCCAACAAACACGGCAGAAAGCCCGUUCUGUGAUUAAAACAAACAGAAACACAUACUUGCAGCUCUUUGCACCUAUUGCAGUAAAGCAAUGAUAAGACACUUUACCAGAUGGCCAUCUCAGAAUUUAAAACUAGCAUUUUACUAACAACACGUGCGCACACACCAAUACAAAUGUUCACGCACACCGAGCUUGCUCCACCUGUCCGCUCCCCUCUCACCUCUCUCUGUUACAAUCAGAAGCUGAAGAAGAAGAAAAAAACUACAUAUUUUUCUAAAAAUGGACGCCGAUUAAGACUCACAAGCGGGGACUCGAGAAGAUGCCAAAUGUCGCAUGUAACACCUCUAGUUUUUUAAAAUGUAAUUGUAAAUAGAGUCCGCGAGUCGAAAGCCAGCGAAAACGACAGACGAUGAUGUGACGUGGCUCGGAGGUUUCCGUCUUCCUGAAGGAACAAUGGCGACGCUCACGCGCGCUUGUGUAAGCGUUGGGGCGAGAGCCGGAGCUCCGGAUGAGGCGGCACUGGACCUGGAGUCUGACCGGCGGGCUGAUGCCGGCCUGUGAAAGCUCACGGCGACAACAGGAAAGUAGUAAAAGACGCUCUUCUGACGGAAGGACGGAAUACAACGGUCUGACGCGACUACGUGAAUUCAUGUCGUCGGACCAGAACAAUGGAAAGAGAAAGCCAACCGAAAACAAUCAAAGUCUAUUUUCAGUCCCGUUUGAUUUCAUUUAGUUGCUCUUUGUUUUUUUUGCAUCGGUGACGGUUCUGAUGACGAGGAACUGAUGAACCACGCGCAGCGGUGAGAGGACGCGCCUGAUGUCGGCAACUCUUCGACUCCGAUGAGGCCUUGCAGGGGAUGGAGUUGCAGCGCCUGCCGCCCUGGGGUCUCCGCCGUCUGAGGCUGGAGGCGGAGCCCAGAUUAGACGGUGGAGGCUCUAAAAGAGGAAGUCCUUUUGAUUUACGGCCUGCUGACCAAUAUGAUGGAAAGAUUCUUGUCACAACGGAGGGCUUUAAUGGAUCGCCCCGCCCUAUGAAGUAUUGAAGCCUUUUCUUCUCGGUUAUCCUCUCCUGCACUUGCACCUGCUUUAUUCUGCGUCUCUCUUUCGUCCCGUUUCCUUUUUAUAAAUGUGUCUCUUACUGCUUUUUCUUUCUGAUUUCCUCUGGAUCUCUACCUUUUUUUUCUCUCUUCUUUUGCAUUUCUGUUUUGGUGUGGUUUGGAUUGCGUCUGUUUUUGAAGUCAUGAGUUCAGUGUCUCCGAGACGAGUUUGAGUCCUCUUCCAGUCCUCAGUUUUGAUCUGAUGGUGUUUGUGUUUCCAUUCAGAGUUUAUUGUUCCCUGAUGUCCAGAGUGUCGCCUUUGUCCAGGGGAAGUGUUGGCGCCAGUGCAAUUGAAAUAAAUGUUGAACUUUGA
This is a messenger RNA of Pseudoliparis swirei, 4750 nucleotides long. It is a transcript of the gene fbxl20, whose product is annotated as F-box and leucine-rich repeat protein 20. Gene Ontology annotation, biological process: SCF-dependent proteasomal ubiquitin-dependent protein catabolic process. The record is from RefSeq and is a predicted model, not a curated record. Gene Ontology annotation, cellular component: SCF ubiquitin ligase complex. Bases 1287 to 2678 code for a protein of 463 amino acids. Gene Ontology annotation, molecular function: protein binding. The transcript has 15 exons. Lineage: Eukaryota; Metazoa; Chordata; Actinopteri; Perciformes; Liparidae.